GAUUUGACCUUGGUAUUUACGACUCUGAAGGUGACUGUUGUUGUCAACUUACAUCUUAUAAAAAACAAAUCAAGGAGGAUCCCGAUGAAAAGUCGUACUUAUAUAAUAGAGCAUUUUUUGAAAUAGAAGAAUAUGAAAUACUUCAAGUUAUUAAAAGAUCUUAG
This is a messenger RNA of Cetraspora pellucida, 164 nucleotides long. NCBI's taxonomy places the organism in Eukaryota, Fungi, Glomeromycota, Glomeromycetes, Diversisporales, Gigasporaceae. The record is from the annotation of a GenBank genome assembly.